Messenger RNA from Dicentrarchus labrax (European seabass), 1576 nucleotides. Its product is annotated as histone H1-like. NCBI's taxonomy places the organism in Eukaryota, Metazoa, Chordata, Actinopteri, Moronidae. Gene Ontology annotation, molecular function: structural constituent of chromatin; DNA binding. Gene Ontology annotation, cellular component: nucleosome. The transcript has a single exon. The record is from RefSeq and is a predicted model, not a curated record. Gene Ontology annotation, biological process: nucleosome assembly. Bases 43 to 714 code for a protein of 223 amino acids.
CUGUCGUAUCGCGCCGAGCAGGAAGACAACAUUAAGUUGACAAUGGCAGAAGUAGCUCCAGCUCCCGCCGCCGCCGCCGCCGCCCCGGCUAAAGCAGCCAAGAAGAAGGUUUCCAAACCGAAGAAGGCCGGCCCCAGCGUCAGCGAGCUCAUCCUGAAAACUGUGGCCGCAUCCAAGGAGCGCAGCGGCGUGUCUGCGGCCGCCCUCAAGAAGGCUCUGGCUGCCGGAGGCUACGAUGUGGAGAAGAACAAGGCCCGCGUCAAGACCGCCAUCAAGGGCCUGGUGGCCAAAGGGACUCUGGUCCAGACCAAGGGGACCGGGGCCUCCGGAUCCUUCAAGAUGAGCAAGAAGACGGCCGAGCCCGCAGCCAAGAAGAAGAAGCCGGCAGCAGCAGCAGUAGUCAAGAAAGCCUCCGCUCCUAAAGCCAAGAAGCCCGCAGCAGCAGCAGGAGCAGGAGCCAAGAAAGGCAAAGCAGCAGCGGCCAAAAAGCCCAAAGCAGCGGCCGCCAAGAAGCCCGCAGCCGCUAAGAAGUCCCCGAAGAAGGCCAAGAAACCCGCGGCGGCGGCGGCAGCCAAGAAAGCCGUGGCCAAGAGCCCCAAGAAGGCCACCAAGAGCCCCAAGAAGGUGGUGAAGAAAGCUCCUGCAGCCAAGAAAGCCCCCGCAAAGAAGGCUGCAAAGCCCAAAGCCAAGAAGGCAGCACCCAAGAAGAAGUGAGCUGUCAGCAGUCUGAUUGUGUCCGACUAAAGGCUCUUUUAAGAGCCACCCACACUCCCCUUAAAGAGCAAGGUCCUGGUUAUUAUUGUUACUGUUGUUAUUAUCUCCAGAUGUUAGGAGGUUUUCUAUUAUUGUUACAAUGUAACCUGAUCUGAGGCUGUCUGUCAACACUGAUGAAGACAUAUAAAAGGUAAAAUGUAUCGUAAUGUAUUAUAGAAAACAAAUAUCUGAGGAGAGCCAGUCAGCUAAUUUAUAUUUUUCACUCUUUUAUAUUUGAGGAUUUUUCUUGUAUAGUGAUUGUAUGAAACAAAAUAUUAGAGCUGUUGUGUCUUGGAGUUGUUAUGUAACAACAAAGAAAUGUCCAAUGAUGAACUACAAUGAUGAUGAGACACAACAGCAUCUUUUAAAGGAUUGUUACAGAGCUCAGGAAGUCAGCCACAGAUUGAAAGAGUUUGGACUAAACUAUGAUCCCUGUUGGAAGUCUGUGAUGUUUGUAACCAUUAACAGAAACAAAAACCAUCUGACCACAUUGAACUAUUACAGCUUAUAAUGAGCAUUGCUUGUUUUAAACUGUGGAAAACAACAUCUGCUAUGAUCAUAUACCAGACUAUUAUAGACAGUAAGACUGUAACUAAACAAAUAUCUACUCAACUCUGGAGAAGGAAACCCCUGGACAAAAGUCAGAGCCUCCCAUGGAACAAUCUGGAUUUAUAAUACAGAACUUUAUAGACAUUAAAACUCCCUCAGACUCUCUGAAUGUACGCACUUUAUAAAUGUUCACUGAUGCAUUUUAGGGUUAAAAUGUUUAUGUAGCCUAAUAUGUGUAAUGAGUCAAAUUUAAUAAAGUUGAUAAACAAGAAAA